AUGCGAGGACCAUCCGCGUUUCUAGCACACUUUGUGAUGCGCCUUCUUGCGCCAUGGCUCGUGCCAAUGUCGACGGUCGAUGGUGUGCACAUCGAUCUGUGGCGAGGGCUCAUCGAGCUGCGGCACAUGCGCCUUCAAGAGUCCAUUCUCGAGUCGCUUGGCGUUGAACUUUGUCUUCUUGAAGGUGGUGUCGAUCUGGUCUCAGUCCACACGAAAUGGAGCAUCAUCGGUUGGCUCUUUCGAAAGCGACCCUUUCUUCAAGAAAUCAGAGUCCGAGUCAAGAAUGUCACGCUCCUCGCAGGCCCAGACACGCGGUUCCAGACCAAAACUCGUGCUGCUCACAUUGAAGCUGCCCCGCCAUCCUUUGUUCGUGCCAAAGUGUCUCAAGUGAUUGUUCCAAAGUUGUACAGCGCGCUUCAGCGUGUACUCUAUCAGCUCGCGCGCAUGGUGGGGCGUGCCCUGAGGCUCCAAGUAGACAACUGCCACAUCCGUUAUGAGACGGAUCUUUUGAAUUCGACACCAUCCUUUGCAGUUGGUGGCAUCUUGGGAUCACUCUCGCUGCAAGAUUCGGAUGUCGCAGAUUCUACCGCUCAUUCCAGAACCUUUUCCAAGCUGGCCGUCGCCAAUUCCAUUGCAUUGUACUGGGACAACGACGGCGGUCUUUUACAAUCGCUCUCAGACCCACACCAUGGACUGGCCAAUAAUUUUACAAACCCCAACAUGAAGCCAGAAGAAGCGUUUGCCGCUCGCAAGAAACACGCCUUUUUGAUCGAACCCUUCCAGGCUUCAGUGCAGCUAUCGGCCGCUCCGCACUUGGCUCACUCGGCGACUGCCCGCAUCUCUGCCAUGAGCGAUAGCCUGCCUCAACCGGAGCCGCCGAUGACCCCAACCGUCACCGUCCCCGUUCGUCGCCCAGGCAAGCGGUCAUCAAUCAGCACAGACAAGUCCUCCGACACGACAGAAAGCGGCAUUGUCGCUUCAACAGUCACAGUACCCGGAAACACGCUGCUCCUGCCACCGCCUCCCACCCCACAGACAGCGGACAAAGCAGCUGCUGCCACAACCACACCAAAUGGCAGUACGGUUCCAAAUACUGCCUUGGUCCAGGCCGGUUGCGUGAUGUGCAAGUGCACUGUUGGUCAAAUCCAGUCGUCAGUGACCUCCACCCAGGUGGCCAACCUGCUCCGCUGCCUCGACUUGCACACACGACUCGUUCUCAUCCGCCGCAACCUGCACUUGCGGCCCACGCGUCUGCCACCUCAAUCCACCUUGAUCAAAACGCCCGAGCAAGCGUUCACGCAGUCAUGGUCUCCCUCGAUGCGGCAUUACCAGGGUGUUUGUGACUGGAGCGCGCCAGACCAAGUGCUUGCUCGGGACGCGUACGCCCGCCUCCGUUGGCAGUAUGCCAUUUCAGCAACUUUGGCCACGUUGCGAGAGCGCAAGCGGACAUACUCUGCAGCCAGCAUCCAUUCUUACAUGGAGCGGCGCCGACAGUACAUUGGUCGCUACAUUCAGCUUGGAUUGCACCUGGACACUCAUCAUCGCGAUCCAGCACUUGUCGAGCUAAACGCCGGCCUGUCACUUUGUGAUGCUGUGCUGUUUCGUCAACUUGCUGACAUGACGUUAGCUCAGCGCCAACGAGAGGCGCAGGCCGCUGCUGCUGACCAGCACAAGCGCGCUGCGACAAGUUCGAAACAGACAGCAACCAGCAACGCAGCGUCUUCGUAUUCUUCGACGAGUAACGCCGCUUUGGGUGAGGACGGCGACGUGUCCGCUUUGGCUGCGGCUGCUCGCCGAGCUUCCACCAGACCAUUGUCAGCCAUGCACGAGGAAGAGCGAAGUGUUACCAACCGAAUCUUGUACUUUUUGGCGAGCCUAUGGCCAGGCUCAAGUCAAUGGACGCUGUACUCGACACUUCACUUGCUCCCGGCUCUGACAUCGCCAGAGCGACCGCUUCUACUGGUCACGUCCCCAACUCUGGCAUCCGCACCCAGCACACCCGGCACAACCUCCCCAGCUGGCGCAGCCAACUCGACCAAUGCACUGGCCGCGGGUUGGACCUGGAUGGUCCAGCCCGACGAGCUCGAUACUGCACAGGUGCCGAGCGCGGCAUUCACGCUGUCUGGCCUUUGGCUGGAGGUCGAGUUCAACUUGCGCUCGCUCAGUCUGGUGGUGCUGGAUGACUCCCGACGGCCUGACAGGCAGGUAUCGGACGCGCAGCCCAGCUCCUCGUCCAUUCCCGUCGUCGACACCGACACCGCGGCCUCCGAAACUGGCCGCGUAGUGGCUCACUUUGCCCUCAACCACUUGCUGCUUCGAGCGUCGCAGUGCCGAUCCCUCAACCACCUGUUGUACGAAGCUUCCGUGGGCACCGUGUCUCUUAUGGACUGGCACACUCAGAAUGCCUGCAUGCGCGACAUUUUCUUGCUUAGUAAUUCUGUUCCCGCCGUCGGCACGCUCCCGGCACUCGCGUCUUCCUUCCCGCAACACUCGUUUCUCCUUGGUUCAACGCAGCCCACUGCGGGCGCACCCAUCGCCGACAACACUCCGCUCCUUCACCUGUUGUUUGAGCACAAUCCGCUCGUCUUUUUACAAGACUAUCGUGUCGAGCUGCAGUUGGCCCCCUCGGUGUUCACCUUCUCGGUGACGUUUGUCAACUAUCUCACCGAGUUUGUCACAUCUCCGGGCGAUAUUCAUCUGGAGCAGGUGAAGAGCUUUUUCUGGGCCAGAGUCGCCAUGCUCCAGGCUGCCGCUCGACAUGCGCUUGAUCGCGCUAUCGAGUCUCAAAAGUCGGUGGCGCUCUGGGCCAAUGUCCACAGCCCUGUGGUUCUUUUCCCGGCGUCUAGCGAGAUGAAGCGUGCUUCGCAGCAGUUGCACACCACACGAAGCGCGGCACAUAUCGAGCCCACCACCACAACCACCCCCACCACCGCCACGAGCACUCGCCGCAACAGCCGACUGCUCACGCCGCUAACGCUCGAGUACCAUUCACACAGCGCGUUGCCAAUCCCGCGACCACCGGCCCAAGUUAUGGCCGGUUCCGGGUCGGCAAGCAAGUCGCAAUCUUAUAUAGGGCGUCGGCAAAACAAGCGCCGAUAUCGUAGCAAUGCUCUCCUGGUCCUGCAUCCAGGGCAUAUUCUGAUGAGCAACAUUUCACCAGCAGUCGCCCUCGGCGGCAAUCUGCAGGAGAAUUUCGAGCUCUUGCACCAGGAGCAUCUCAGCACUGCAACAACCAAACAGUCCUCGACAACGCCUGCAGCCGUGACAUCGCGACCGGGUGCUGGAGAAGCCUCUGGUGUGGGGUCAACAAAAGUACUUGCUGCGGCCAAUAAAGAGCCGCUGCCCAGCCAUCCGUCAUCAGGCCAUGCCCGACACUGCUGCUGCACUGCCGCUCCUCCGACCGCGUCCGUGACUCAGCCUGGUGACGCUGCUGACAUGACACCAAACAUCACUCAAUCCGCGAUUCCUCCUCCAACCGAGAUUGGCUUUGUCCCGUCGGCUGCGGCGCUUGCUGGCGACCUACCGCAACCGCCGAGCGAAAGGCCCAGCGUCCAGCAACCAGGGGUGCUCACCCCAGAUAUAUCGCCCAUCUUGAUGCAUCCAUCGACCAGCCCGCAACAUACCACGCAACAGCAACAAGCUUCCUUGCAACAACCUGCUGCCGCGCCAGCUGCUCCGGCGACUUUGCCAUCGGUGUCGAAAAGCGAGGACAAACCGCCGCCGCCGUUGCCAUUGCCAACCCCGAAAGCGCCAAUCCCAUCAGGCCACACGUCGAGGACCCGGUUGACCGAGCUGUUGAACGCUCAUCACUAUGCACUGGUGCUCCAUGGGCUUCAGGCGGUUGUUUGCGAUGUUGAAGACGACUGGCGUCAAGUGCUAAACCGCCGCUCCUCCGACAACAGCAGCAACAGCCGCAACAGCAGCAACAACACCAACAACGAUAACCCUGCGGCUGCAGCAGUGUCUGCGACGCCUCGGGACCCCAAGUCUCAUCCGUUGCACCUGCUGGAGCCAAUGCAGAUUUCGUGCAUGAUCGUCCAGCACUUCCCGCAUUCAAGAGCACUAGGUGAUGACUCGAAAUCGCAAACCUUGCGCUCCACGUCGCGCCUUGCGCGAUUCCAAACGCGACAACUACCUGCUCAGUCACCACUGCAAGUUGGGGUGACGGGCUCGUCCGCGACGAGCGCACUGCUUUCGUGCGAAGUGACCAUCCCUACGGUUGUCCUUGCUGUGGAUGAACGCAAAAUCCACAGAAUUCUGAGCUGGUACGAGCGCGUUGCAAUGUGGUCGGACGCUGCUGGCGUGCCCAAUGUCGAAGCAACGCGGCAGGUCGAGCUGUUCAACCGCCGCGCGCUCUUGGGCAUCUGCACCUGCUCGAUGGCUCUUCCGCAGCGCGACAUCACAGCAACCGAGCUGCCUCCAUCCAAUUACAAAGAGUACAGUCUCUGCCCGGUGCACGGAGAGCUCAAGUACGAUCCGCUCGAGCUGCCCGCUUCCGGCACCACCCUCAACGAGCUUCGACGUCUCGCCGAAAACGAUCGGCGCUGGCACCGCGAUCGAAGGUGUAUUCCCAGUGGGCAAGCGACCAUUGGACUGCACACUUUAAUUGGCAGCGUCCAAAUUCGCUUUGCGUUCGCCAGCGAGCUGUUGGAUUUUGCCAACCUGACUCCAGGGCAGCAACAGACCCCUCUGCCGUCCGUCAACAUUCCAAGCCGCACCAUUGAGCAAGUGUGGACCAUGAAUGCAUCGGCCAUCUCUUGUCAUUACAUUGAGUUUGGCCGUCAGUGCCUCACGGCCACUGCUUCCGUUCGGGCGUUUGAACUGUUCGAUAGCAGUCCAGAGCCAUUCCAGUCUGAGUCGCCUGUACCUGCUGCUACAGCUACCUUUGGGAGUGCGACUCGUGACACCACCGACGACAAUCCAUCGCCAGUUGCGGCUCGGCGGACGUGGAUCUCGAGCGGCAUGGGCAACAAUGGGGCCAGCAGCAGCAGCAGCAGCAGCAGCAGCAGCAGCAGCAGCGAGCAACCUUGCAACUGCCUCGAGUUGACAAUGGUCUCGUUUGCCGCCGGCGUGGCGUGCGAUAUGAGCGCACUCAUGUCAGAUCCGCUCAAGUUUUCAAAGCUGUCCAAGUUCCGUAGCCAACACGCCAGUCGGGCUCGCCGCAAGUCCCUCGUCUUUCAGUCGCCGUCUGGCCCAGUGCCUCCCGCCGACGUUUCCCAGCUAGCCCGUCUGUUAAACAAGAAUGCCAUUCAAACGGACUUGCAGGUGGAGGCCAGAGUGGUCUCUGGCAUGCUGGACAUGCAGUCCUUCCUGCCGUUCUUUGCCUUUGCUCAGCGGCACCCAUUCGCAUUCUACGAGUUUCCCGACCUGCCCACCCUGACAGAGCUGGUGAACUCGACGCUGACGGAUAGUACAAACAAUCACGUCUUGCUGGUCAACCCGCGCAUCGAGCAGCGACUCAGCCAGCACGCGGCUGCAAGGGGUGGUGAAGCCACGUCCAUUCGUCGCUCUGUUGUGGCUGCCAUGAAGUCAAGCCGCAACCUCGAUGAGCGACGGUCCACUCUGGAUGCCGUAGCGAGUGCGAUUGCAACACCAUCAACCGCAGCAACAGCAGCAACAGCAGCAACCGCAUCAACCACCCCAGCUGACUCGGCUGCCGCCAACCAGCGUUCUGGCAACUUGGAAAGAAACCAGACAGCGCCGUCCACCAGUAGUGCAGGCAGUGCUGCUCAGGCAGGCACGAAUCAGCCCAAACCAUCCAAAGACUUGCGCACAAUCUUGCGCCGCGUCGUCAUGACCACCGCCUGGCCAACGUCUUCCGCAACUGAGCAAGAGUCCCUUUCAUCCUCCUCUGCCAACGCGAGCGACGCACAGGACGUGAGUAAUUCCCUUCUUGGGGCCGCUGUGACGACCCUCGGCGUGUUUGGAACACUGCAUGUGACCAUCGAAGCCGCGGACUUUGACCUCCGUGACUCGCAGGUCGCGCUGCUGCACAUGCACUCUGAAGCCAUGUCGACCACCGUCCGGACUGUAGCAAACACGGUUGCUGCUUCGCAAGGACCCGAAAUAUCGCUUGCCAAGCUUGCCACCGAAGCGGUGGUGGAUUUGUCCCAAAUGUUCCUGUCGUUUCCCGUGGUGCCCGACGGCUCGCGACGAUACAUGUUCUUCCACAUGGAUCGCCGGAGCAGCAACGCGGAAGCGCGCGGAACAUGCUCGUUCGAUCCCAUCUCUUCCGAUGGAAAGCCACCUCUGGCGCCUCUGCUGCGUGUGGGCGCGAAAUCAGCCAUGUCCGCAUCCCCCAUCCUCCAAGCCAACGGUGAUGGGUCUCCGGCAUCAGCAGAGCCUUCUUCAGACGAGCCCGAUGCCUACAGCGGCGCUGCUUUCUCUGGAGCAGAAAACAGCAAAGAAGACACCUUUGCUGCUGUCGGGUUUGACAAGGUGGUCAAGACGUUGCAAAGCAUCACGGCUGCCUCGUUUGACCUUGGCCACGUCGCAAUCGCCGGCCACCCCCAAAUUUUUGAUGCCUUGUCGGGAUAUCUCGCAACUGCACGCACUUGGCUUCACCAUCUCGAAAUUGCCUCGGCGCUGGCUGCAAGGCGGCGACAGUUUCGUCGGCCCAGCCAAUCGGCAUCUUCUGACGACAAGUCGCAAGAUCAGGCAGCCGAUGUUGUGCUUUUGCACAUGAUUGGAAUGAUUCUGUCACGUUCGGAUGUGAGCCUGACCAUGUCGGCAGGCCUAUCCUUCCCCGUCGAGUCGACGCCACUGGUGCCAAACAUUUCGGCAUCUGGCGACCCGCUGCACUCUCGCGAGGCCAACGACAGCAGUAGCCGAGAUAUCACUCCGGUCAUUCUGCUGCAGACCAAUCGCAUUGACGUGAGCUUGGCCAAGGGUCUUGCAAGUGGCGAGGUACGCGUUUCAAGCGGCAGCACGAUGCGCCAAGUUGUCGCGACCAGUCCAUCUCCCGCUGAAGAAGCGAGCGCUGACGUCGAUCCUGCCCUACGAGCGCUGGACACGACAGUGCUGGCAUCCGUCAAGGUGAUGGGGGCAGUCUUGUGUUCUGUCUAUGUCAUUGGCGGCUACAUUUUGUCCGACCAACGGCUGUGGGCGCAUGAAUCGGUGCCAGCUCCGAGCCCUGCCACCAUUCCGAAGCGUGUCAAUUCUUCUCGCAUGAUUCACCGCUCGCUUCUGAUGCCGCUCUCAGACAUCGACCUGUUGGUAGCGCUUGCAUUUACAGCAUGUCGCGUGGUUGACCGUGACGAGCUGAAUGAUGACGACAGCCUGCUGGGUUCCGACGAUAGCCAAGCGUCCGACAGCGAAGACGACGUGGCGGCCCUGAUGCGCCUCCAAGGCAGCCCAAAGGGACCAAUUCUGUAUCUGCUCACGCGGGUGACCAUGAGCUGCUCGCUGCCGCCGCUUCUCAUGCGCUUGACCAACAUUACCCUGGCGCACGCAUUGUACGCUGUGAACGCGCUGAUCAAGCUGAUUCAGCUCACCGUGUUGGGAGGGACUCUCCCGCCUGUGCACAUGAAGUGGCACGCGCUCAAGGGUGGCGAUGCCUCGUUUGUCCUGCGUCCACAAGGUGUUUCGCUCUCCAAGCAGGGCGACAGCCUGCAACCCAAGACGCUGCACGAACUGAUUAUCUUGUAUCAGUUUAUGCGUAUCGCUUUGCUGAGCAGCAGUCGCGGACAUCAGAUUCAGUUGACGAUGGAAGAUGGCACAACUCAGCCAAACGCCGACCUUCCACCCUGCCCCGAGGCCUCGUCCGCAUGGCAGCAUUCCAUGCUAGACACUCAGCACUUUGGCUCCGAGGCGCGAACGAGCGAGUCUUCAGUCACUUCUGAGGAAUCCACGGCUCCUGACGACAAUAAUGGAAAAGACGCCGCUGACAGCGACACUGACAGCGACACUGGAGAAGACGAGCAGAUCGAGAGCGAAGCACGCAGGCAGUUCCGACUCGCAAAGAGGCGAAUUGUCGAAUGCAUCGGCAGCCAAAUGGCCAGUACUGCGGAUCGCAUGGCGCGGGACGGCACGACGAUCGCCCCGGUCGCAGUUGCCAAGAGAGCUCAGCGCAUGUGGACGGACAUUGCUUCGACAGUCAAGCAGCGCGGAGGUGCUGGUUUAAACAACACGCAAGGAACCGCGGAUGCCCCCGCCGCCCCCGCCGAUGCCGUGGAACAAGUCGAGCCCAGCAGCAAUGUGCAGGAUCCACCGCGGUCCCAACAGCAAGUUCCGCAGAAUGGCGCUGCUCUGCCAGCUCGCAAAAAGACAGUCACGUUUAGCGACACGGCAACCACAUCCCAGGCAACUGUCGAGCCCUGCUCUCCCGUCCGCCCGCUCGACUUGAAGUAUCGCAAGUCGCCAGGCUACAAGACCAUUCGACACUACGAGGCGGCUUCGUAUGCGCUUGCAUCCACGAUGGACUUUUCGUUUACGAUGCACUUUAAAAUGCUCGAUAUUGUCCUGGCUGUUGAUCAAACAACCGACAUUCCCUCGAAAACAGUCACGGACAUUUGUCGAGUGUUGCUGUCCGACGCUCUGCUGGAGAUUCUGGUGGCGUCUGCGCUGAGCGACACCCCGCUCCGGCGCGAAAUUCAAGCUUCUGCCAGCCAGUCAGACAACAACAGGGAUGAUAGUGCUUCACACGAUGGCUCACUGUCGGCGGACGCACCGGCAAUCCCAACUAUCACGUCCACCGCUCCGAAAUCGGCCGAACCAGACUCACAGUAUCGCGUCUCCUUGGCCGGAAUCAAAGCUGUAGAUCUUUCCAGUGCGAGGCAAGGAAGCGAGCACUCUGUGGUGCUGCAAUCCGGCCAGCAGUCUGAGAUUGCCAUCUGGGAGCAGCACUUCCCUGACGACAUGAGCAAGCGCUCUUCGCGGUGCAGCGAAAACUCGCGCAUGCAGCCGCACUUUCUGUGGAAGGGCCAAGGAACAGUGUCCAGCGAGCUCUUGUCCUUGUACCACUGGCCGCCGUGUUCGCGGUUGCUGCACAUGCCUCUCAUCCGCCACCGCUUGCCUGAGCCCGAUGAUGGCGCUCAAAGGCCAUUUUUGGUCUUCUCCGCCACCAUGUUUGCCGACAACCGCAUGGCGUUGUGCGUUCUCACCUCCGACCUGCAGUCCAGCAUCUGCGGUUCCUUCCUUGGCCGAAUCGGCUGGUUUGCCAUUGACACGAUUACCGAGCUGACGUCCGUGGACUGGUUUUGGUCAUCUGCCAGCCAAACCGAGCUUGACAGCUCCAGGCCAAGCGUCGACAACACCGCCCAUCUGCCAACAACAGAGCAGCCCGAUGCCCUGACGUCCUCCGUCUCCGACGCGUCGUCGUGCGAGAGCCCCUUCACAACAUUCAGCUUGGCGGUCUGCAUUCCAUCCAUCACAGCGCGCGUGUACGAGCGCACCGUUUGCCGCAAUUCGUUUUUGCAGUAUGCCGAAGUUCGUGACAUUAGUCUGCAUUGGCGUGACAUCCAGUGGACUCCAGGCACGGAUGGCAAAUCAGUCGGCGACUUGCCUCCAUCCUUUGCGAUCGCCUCGCUCAACUUUGUCGAGUUGCGAUCCUUCAAUGCGCUCCAACCCUAUUCAACCAUGUCGCGCGUUGUCAGCGAAGCCACAGUCAAGUAUCAGCUGUUGUAUUCUGGCGAGCAGAGUGCGCAAGUCCUCAAGAAUUCCGGAGGGGCUGCCUCAAGUGGGGCCGACAAUCAGGAGGCUGAGCAGCAGCAAGGCGAGCAAGCCGAAACCGUCACGCAAUCCGACUUUGCCGACGAGGACGCUUAUGAGAGCAAGUCAGAGCUUCGGAUUAGUCCACUGAGAAUCAAAGUUGGUUAUCGCGACAUGCGCUUUUUGAUGACCAUUGCCAACGAUGCCUGGCUGGGCUACUCGAGUCCCCAAUUGUGCGAUCUCCCGCGCUGCAAGGACGGUGUGGCAGAGUCGGAGGAUGCUGCCGCGAGUAACGCGCAGGGCACUUCGUCUGCCAUGCUCCAGGGGCUGCACGAGUACGGCUUGCAGCCUGUCGUGCCCAACCGCUGGUACUUGCACCUGCGCGAGGAGCAGUCCAAGCACGCCUUUCUCCACAGGCAUGACCGCCACGGGCACAUGCGUCGUCGAUGGGCAGCGUCCGUGCCAGCGUCCAAUUCCAGCAGUCUGACGUGGUUGGUGGACAAGGUGGAAUUGAGUUUGGUCGACGACAGCGCCUCCAAACCGAUGCCCAUGGUCUCGUCGGUGGUGAGUUUGACGGGCUCCUUCCGCGACUGGUCUUCGGUGCUGAACGGUCGUGUCACGAUUGGUGUCAUUGCCUCCUACUUUAACCACGAAAUGACGUGCUGGGAGCCGUUGCUCGAGCCUAUUCGCACUUCUCGCGGUCAACUGCGUCCGUGGAUUAUCAACGCCGCGGUGUUUAAGGAUUUGCAAGACCUGAGCGGGCCGCUGCACGUGUCGCUUCGAGCGUACGACCGGCUGGAGCUGACUGCCUCGCCACGCUUGUUGAACUUUUCGCUGUUGAUGCUCGAGGCCCUCGAGCGCGACGCCAUGCUGCUCAAUGCCAGUGGGAGACAACAACCACCAACAACGGUCGGACAGCAGCAAGAUGCACCCUUCCCUGAACGACCUCGCGCGCAAAACAACCGUCUUCGUAACCACACGGGGUUGCCGCUCCUGCUCGUGCAGCAGUCGAGCUACGACGAAUCCCUCAGCAUCCGCGUCGAGCCUGACGCCGAGGUCAUGCUCGACAUUGGCAACAACAGCAUGGAGCUGUUCCCCGAUCACCUGCUUCUUUUGCGCGGGACCACGGCCACGCGGGUCUCGGUCGGAUUUGUGGAUGGAGCGUGGAAGGAGGUGGAAUUCAUUCCCGUGGACAAGGUCGGCAUUUUCACGUUUGAAAUGGAGCCCGUCCCGACAACGAUGGAGCUCGUUGCGCAAGCUCGAUGGAAAGCGGCCGCUUCGUCGCCGCCUCAACCGCAAGGCACAGCAAAUGCAAAUCUCCAGCAGCAGGUGACUCCGUCGACACCCAGCUCAUCAGCUGCGCUACCUUCCUUGUGGUCGCGCAAGCCAUUGAAGACUGCGCAAGACCAGGCCGCUCAGCAUGCCCAAGAGGUCGGCGAGUUUCGCAAUUCCCUCCUUCGCCUGGCUGGCUGCCCGGAACGGCGUGCCGGAGCCCGCCUGGUUUGCGAAGUGACCAUGGUCGAAGGCGUGCGCAUUGCCACUCUCCGAUCUGCCCACAUGGUUGUCAACACACUUUCCGUCCCUCUAGAGCUCAACGUUACUGCCACCUUCCGUGCUGGAUUCGAGCUGUCUCUCGAUGAUCCCGACGAGUCGCUGAGUGUGGCAGGCGGUCGACGCUCGAGCUCGCACCAGGUUCGUGCCCUCUCCACUCCUCCUCGGCGCGUCUCUGCUUCCGACUCUGAGCACAAGGACUCUGGAGAUUCAAAGCGAAUCUCCACCCCAUUGGAUAUCACGGAUCCGUCGGCAAACCUGCCAUCCACCUCCUCGAGUUCUCCGACGCCAGGCCACUCUCACGCAACCGCGAGUAUGCUCCGCAUGGGCGAGCUGAUUCACUUUGCGGGUCGUUCUGGCGCCGAGGAUGGUGGAAUGGCCAUUGGUAUCAGGCGGGCGUCGACCCAGUUUAUCAUCCAACUUCUUCCGGCGGGAACGUAUGCCAUCCCUCUGAGGUUGUGUGCCGCCGAUUGCCUGGUUCAGCUGACGGCGCGCCCGCAGGCACCAUGUCUCGAAGACCCGUCUCAAUUCCGGUGGAGCUCGCCAUUCGGGUUUACGCUCUCGCCGCAAGCGUCGUCGGUGAAAAUCGAGUCUGCCCACGAUGCCGAAGACAUGGUGGCAGGAGGUGGUGACCAGUCCAGUCAAACAGCAGCAACCACUUCCUGGAUUCCGCACCUCCCUCAAACGCACAGUCACUCCACGUACUCUUUGGAGGAGCAGCAAUGGCGCACCCUUCGGCGCACCCACAUUUCCAACAUUCCAGUUCCGCUGCGCGAGUUGGUGAUUCCUCGAGCAGCAGCGCCAACGGACGCUGCGACCACCUCGGAUGCAGCAACAGCAGCAACAGCAGCAGCAACAGCAGCAACAGCAGCAGCUUCGUUGCUCACAGAGCCAAGCGAUGACUUUUACAUGAUUGCCUUCCAGCUCAAGACAACGCCGCGGGCUGCGCAACGCUGGAGUCAUCCAAGUCAUCCCAUGUACGCGACGUAUACCGUGUCGUUGCAUGCGCCCUUGAUGAUUGGCAACCUGCUCCCAGUCCCAGUGCAGGUACUGUGUGUCCAGCGUAUGCUGGAAACAACGGGAAGUGCCUCUGCCAACAAUGUCGCCAGCGGAUACUCGAGCGCCGCCGCCGACGACGAUCCCGCCUUUUGGAGGGCUGCAUCAACCGCUCAUUCCAACAGCGCGUACUCGAACAGCGGCGGCGUCCGACAGCAGACUGACCGCUCAAUCAGUCUCACAACUCAUUCGUCGGACAUUCAGGAGGACGAGCGGGUGAGCGUAACUGCGGUAGACUUGCGCAGCCGGUUCGCGCUGCUCGUCCGGAUUCCGUCGCUGCAACUUGAGGGCACAGUUUUCCUGUCGUACAGUCGCUCGAGAGUGCUGCAGUUUGCAUCUCACUUUGACCUCGGCGAAAUCAGCCUCGUCAGCCCAACUCUGCCGGGUUCUGACUCGGCGGAAGCUGAGGGCGGUGGCUUGCACGGCAUUCGCCAUCGGCACACGGCUGCAGGCAUUCUGGAUGAUGCCGAUCAGCCAUUCAUUGUGCUGCGCUCCACUGUCGGUGGUGAGCAGGAAUUGACUCUGGGUCUGCACGUGCCGACUCGAGACGAGCAAUCCGGCAGCAGCAUGCUUGAAAUUGAUCUUUACGCGCCGUACUGGAUUAUCAACAAGACUGGACUUCCAUUGUCGAUCGGAGACAAUCCGCACGAUCCGUCCGUCGCCGCUUCGAAUACGGGCGAGCAGCAGGCAGACCGUCAACCCGUCGCUCCUGCGCUCUUCUCAUUUUCGCAUCGGUCUUCGCUGCUGUCCGUUUUCUCCAAGCCGAUGGCGUUUAUCAGUGUGCACGAGCGUUCCAAUUGGUCAGAGCCCUUGCCCAUUGAUGCUGUUGGCAGUUCGUUCCAGUUUUCAGUCAGUGCGCGUGAAGAAGCGCCCUUGUCCGCGGGAUUCGCACGUCCGUCGCCCUUCGAGCGGGCCAUCUCGUCGUCGGACUCCACUCGAGCUCCAGAAGAGGGCGAUCAAAUGUCCGUGGCGUCUGUCGCCGCGAGCGUCGCCUCGAGCUCCUCCAAAAAACGCGCCAGCGCUACAACAAAACUGAAAAAGAUGCUUCACCUGAGCUCGUCCAACAAAGUCUCCGCGAACACAGACGAGAUCAUGCAACCCUCUGCGUCGCAAAUCUCUAGUGGUACUCAAGGCUCUGCUAAAAGCCCAAAGCGUCGCUUCCGAGACGUGGUCUCUCACCUUCGGUCGCGAAAGAAGGACAAACAGAGUGUGAAUGAUUUGCCAGCCGCCAAUGCCGCCGAGCCAGACCUGGUUUUGACAGCAGAGCCUUCCUCAGUGCUGGCUUCGCAGGACCCUGUGCCAGCUGUUGCAGAGCUACACGACGAGCCAGUCAUGAUGAACUCGACCGAACGCGUCGUAGAUUCAGCGGCUGUCGUCGCACCGAGUCUUGCAGGGGAUACAGCGCCACCGACGGUACCGGGCAUUGCGCAGCCGACCGUGCUUUCGCCAAUCUUGGAGGAACCCGCUCAAGAGGCCGCCACUGACACUCAAACGAGUCCGCUCGACCCAGACUCGAUCCCGACGCCCAACGCCGCUAUUCCCGCAGCGAUUGCCGUCCCGACCGUGGAUGCAGAUUUUCAACCGUUGCCACCGCCAGCGCAGACCAAAUCCACCGCCCCAUCCGUGUGCUCCAUGGACUUUCAACGUGACCGGUGCAACUCGGUUGCGCCAAUGCCCCUUCCGCACGAGUCGGCCACCUACGAGUUUGCAGUGUCGAUCGCGCUGGCGUCGCACCAGCUGACCAAGAUUGUCACGAUUGAGCCGCGCUGGAUUAUUAUGAAUGAAACUGGCAUGCCGCUCCUCUUCCGCCGCGUGUACGAGCACCAGGACGGGCGCGAAUGCAAUUCGUUGCUAGAACCCAAAGACGAGCAGUUUGCGCGCCGACAUCCGCAGCUCUUCAAGCUCAUCCAUCCCAACCGCAACCGACGAAAUAAGCGCUUCACAGAGGACUUGGCGGCGGCAUCCGUGUCGUCUCCCGGAGGCGACCCCGGCAAUGCGUGGGGCUUUGCGGUUCGGCCAGGAGAAACAGUGCCGCUUCACUGGCCUCUGAAGGCCUCGCGCGCGAAAUCCAUGGGCCCCACGCUGAGUGCGGGCGAGCAGUCCAAUUCAUCCAAUGCGGCGAGAUUGCUCAGCAUGAGAUUGAGCAAUGUUCCCAUGGUGACGGGAGAGGUGAUUGACACGCGAUGGUCGGCCCCGUUCGGCUUGGAAGGCCUGCAGUCCAUGGUCAUUGUCAUGUACGACAAGGCCACCAACCGCAACGUGGCCGUAAGAAUGACGCUGACUGUCAAAGACUCGUCCAUGGUGAUGGUUUUCACCAACACGCUCGGCAUGGAAACUGUGCGUGUCGAAAAUCACUGCCCGGAUUUGCCAAUUCGCUUUUGGCAACCGUACGCGAGCUGGGCGCGCUUGCUCGAACCGGGCACGGCGUGGCCGUACGCCCUGGACUUGCCACUGGGUGCCGAAAAGCUCUGCUGGGCGACCGAUGAGCUCUCUUCCCCCGAAUUGGGCGCCAGCUCGACCAGCCUGGCCUCCAUGCAGACCGACGUGGGCGGGCGCCGGCGUGCGUCAACAUCAUCGGCCGUCGCAUGGGCAGAUCCCAUCCAUCUCCUCGAUAUAGCCUGCGUUGAGCGGACUGUGGAGCUUGCUUCCCACCAAGCCGCCGACGGGACUGUCGUGCCUGCACGAUCUGUGAUUGUGUACUGUGCCACAUUCCCGGAUGGGCCGACACGCGUCGUUCUCUUUACACAAGACGAGAAUCUCGCCAACGCCAUUGUCGGCAACUUUGGUCUGUCCUUCCAAGAGCAACUCGACCGCCAUGGCUCCAUUGUCCAGGUCGCGGGUGUUUUGCGCAUGGACUUGAUGAUUCGAGGAGUCGGCUUGUCUCUCAUGACGGCAGCUCCGCGAGAUCUCAUUUACAUGUCAUGGCGCAAUCUUGACAUGGAAACGUGGAUUUCCGACUCGAACGCUGCGCUGCGCGAUUCGCAGGCGGCGGAUGCUCAAGUGGCAAGCGCAUCAUUGCAGGUUGCCUCGCCCACCAGCAACAACAACAGCGAACAGACAUCCGUCUUCCCAAUGGCGUUGCUGACCGCAUUGACUGGGACUUUUGGGCGUCUGUGCCUUGCAAACACUGUGCAGGGUGAUUGGCGCAUUGGUGGCUUCCAAAUCGACUCGCAACUCCCCAACACCCAAUUCCCAACCAUCUUGGCUCCGCGCUUCCAGCGCCAUCUCGAACAGCGGCCGUUCGUGAUGCUUAAUUUCAUGAUUGCUGGCGUUCCCGCCAUGCGUCGACAGGAAACUUUGAGUACAUCGAACGCACGCCUGCAGGCUGCCGCGACGGCGGAACGCUCGGUCAAUCGGACGUCUGCAGUCGUUGCUCCUCCUGUCGCUCAAACCCGAUACAAGUCUUCCAUGCUGUUGAUUCCGAUGCUUCGGCUUUCGAUUGCGCCGCUAGCCGUUAAACUCGACGAACUCACCUUGGUCGAGCUGGCACAGUUCUGCAAUCGCGACCUGGCCCUCAUCGAGGAUUUCCAACGCCGGCGCGUUGCUGCCGCCCAACAGGUUGUAUCCAGCCGAAUUGACUCUUCCGGCGCCGAAGUUGCAGACGGCGAUGCAGACAUUGUGUCCCGCUUGGUGCCAGCAUCGGUCGGGCCCACGCACGGAUUGCGCAACUUCAAUUCCAGCUCCCCCUUCCGUCGGUUGCGCAGCCUGAGCGACUUGCGAAACAUUCUUGGAUCGGCCAAGUUCAACCGAGCCAGUCUCCGCGAAGAGGUCACCGAAACCGUCACCUCCCGACAAGUCUACAUUGGCCUGCUGGUGAUUGAUCCGCUGGACAUUUCGUUUAGCUUUAAUCUGUCCAACCGCAGCAGUCGCGUGUUGCUUGCCGACCAAGGCAUGAGCGGCGUGAUUGAGAAUAGCACUGUUCGCCUGGUGACGGGGGCAGCCGCGCAGCUGCAGGAGGUCACGAUGCAGCCGUACGCGGUGGAGCUUCCAACCGAAUCGAGGAUUGGUGGCACUGCAGCCGCCAUCUUGUCGCUGGAAACACGGCCCGAGGACGACGAGGAGCGCAAGCGAUUGGAAGGAGAGCAACUGCAGCUCGAAGACUGGGUGCGCUCGCAGGCGCUCAAGCCGGUCGGCGAGCGCGUGUUUUCGGUGGUCGUCCGGUCCAUUGGCGGCACGUUCACCAAAGUCAACGAUGCCGAUAUACGGCUCCAGAGCGUGACGCUUUCGCAAGUGCUUUGUCCAGCCGGACUCAUCGCCCCUCGCUUGCUACAACACUACAAUGAGCACUUGCUCCGGGGCGUGUACCGCGUUCUUGGUUCCUUUGACGUGCUUGGCAACCCAGCCAACGUCCUUCAAUGCAUGUCGGCGGGCGUGCGAGCGUUAGUGAACGAGCCAAUUCAGGCGUACCGCGAGCGAGAUGGCCAAGUUGCACAGGGCGUGCGGAAUGGCGCCAAGGACAUGACGGCCUACUUUUUGCGCGGUUCUGUCGGGGCCGUGGCUCGUGUGCUGACCUCGUUGGCUGAAGGUCUGGAAAUUCUGUCCUUCGAUCCUGCCUUCCAGGCGCGUCGCGAGGGUGUCUUCACCCGUCCACCCACUGGACUGCGACAGGGGUUGUUCCAGGGCGGCCAGCGCUUGUUGCGCGGCUUUAUCGGCGGUGCAGAAAGCUUGACGAUGACUCCGAUCCGCCGUGCUCGCCAAGACGGCCCCAAAGGCUUGCUGAAGGGACUGGCCGUUGGGACUGUUGGCGGCGUGGUGAAGCCCGUCCUCGGCAUCCUAGAUUUUACCACUGGCGCCCUGAACGGGCUCGUGAAUGUGCGUAACAUUCAAGAAUUGACAGAGCGCGUUCGCCUCCCGCGCCACGUGCACACGGACGGCGUUAUUCGUGUGUAUUCAGAGCACGAGGCGGAAGGUGCCAUGAUGCUUCAGCUCGUAGAUGACGGACGAUACCAGUCUGCCGGUCGGUACAUAUCGCACGUUGAGCUCGAAGCCGAGCCCACCACCUACCGAACCUAUCAUUUAUUUGGCGAGCGUCGCAAACGCCACGUGUCGCUCAAGCACGCUGGGCAAGUCGCCGGCGGGCCUGCCGAGCCCGAGUCGUACUCUGCACCAAACGCAGCACCCCCUCAGUUCGCCACGUCUUCCUCGAGCUCUGGCCAUUCUCAUCGCGUGUUGACUGCUCUGCGCCGCCCAUUCCAUCGCCAACGCAAUGUCUUGUCGAACGCGGAUGAGAUUCCAGAGAGCGAUGUUCCCAUCAAGUUUGAUUUGUUCUCCAGCAGCUCUGGCGGCCGCAGAGCAAGUGCUUCUGCGACUGGUUUGGACACUGGUCAUGCCAGUACCACCAACACCAGCCACAGUAACAGCAGCGUCCCCACCACCAGUAGUAAUGCAGAGCCUCGCCCCAACCGCGAAGACGAUGCUGCUUCCACGAACGAAGAGUCGGAUUCGGACGACGAGUCGGAAGGUGACGCAGCUCAGUCUUCCUGGUUUACUCACGAGGCCUUGGCCAGAAAGGACGCCGAUCUGCGCGCUAGUCAGACUGGCGUGCUGCACAUGGGCGACGGCCAGGGUGGAGUGGCACCGCCGUUAUCGCAUCGGGGAACGGGCAAACAUCGGUACGCGCUUUUCACAGACACACGGCUGCUGAUCAUCAAGUACAGCCCUCAUCGGUACUUGCGUGUCAAGCACGACAUACCGUAUGUGCGCAUUCUCGAUGUGAAUCUGCGGGAGCGCGGCGUGGUGGUGGUGACGAGCAAGAACGCCGCAGCCAAGUCCAAGCAGCAGCGUGAAAUCCUACUGCGCAUCCAGCAGGCGACGACAGACGAGCAAGUUUCCAAUUCACAAGUCUCUCUAUUGUCCCUUGAAGCUGCCGCGGACGCUCAGCACGAGUUGGAUGCCCAUCAAGGCCGCUUCCGCAAGUGGACACACAGCCACCGGCAAUCCAGCUCGGCGCCCACCAUUUCCGACCCACUCACGUCUGACGACGCCUACCCUGAUGACUCUGUCUACAUUACUCUGCUUUGUGGCAAUCCUGAGGUCAGAGAUUGGAUGCACCGUCUCCUUUUGCGGAGCGCAGGCCUGAUCUUCCAUCGCCAGCAAUCCUCGCGCGUCGCGAGAGCAGCGUCCUUGCUUCUCGCCGCUAAACCGGACGUGUCGCCUGCCAACCCGCUACCUGCCUCUUUAAAGCCAGCGCUUGCGUCCCUGCCUCCUCUUCCGUCUCGCAGUGACUAA
This is a messenger RNA of Capsaspora owczarzaki ATCC 30864, 18483 nucleotides long. RefSeq lists its product as hypothetical. The transcript has 11 exons. Gene Ontology annotation, cellular component: extrinsic component of membrane. The record is from RefSeq and is a predicted model, not a curated record. Bases 1 to 18483 code for a protein of 6160 amino acids. Gene Ontology annotation, biological process: protein retention in Golgi apparatus; protein targeting to vacuole. NCBI's taxonomy places the organism in Eukaryota, Filasterea, Ministeriida, Capsasporidae.